AUGGCUCAAGUCGCUAUCAUCGGUGGCGGUCUCUCUGGACUCACCCUCGCCCUCUACCUUCACAAGAGCGGCAUUUCCUCUGCAGUCUACGAAGCCAGGCCCAAAGACUUCGUCUCAGGCGGCAACAUCGCCCUCUCACCAAACGCCCUCCGCGUCCUUGAUCACAUCGGCGUCUACGACACCCUCCGUCCCCAAGGUUUUGCCUUCGAGUCCGUCGCCUUCCUCAACGGCCGCGGUGGCCUCCUCGCCAAGGUCCUUAACGGCAGCUAUGAAGAGUACAACUACCCGGCCCUGCGCAUCCGCCGCACCGUCCUCCGCGGUGAGCUGAUCCGCCAGCUUGAGCUCCUUGGAGUGCCAAUCCACUACGAGAAGAAGUGCUCUGCCGUCCGUGAGGAGACGGACACGUCGGCGACCGUAGAUUUCGAGGACGGCGAGUCUGUGACGGCCGAGUUCAUCAUCGGUGCCGACGGCAUCCACUCACGCGUGCGAUCUUUUGUGCGCCCACACGGCAGCCAGCCCGUUUUCCAGGGCCUUGCUGGUAUCUCUGGUACUUUCAAGCUCAGUGACCUGCCCGAUGUUGACACGGAUAUGCACUACCCUUGCAUGCUGUUCGGCGGCAACGGUUCCUUCGCCGUUAUGCCGGCGUCGGCAGACGGCGAUGAAGUCAGCUAUUUCGCGACCUUUGAGGUCGAGGAGCGGCCGCGUGAGGAGUGGACGGCGCUGGACGCCGACAAGGAGACGCUGGCGAAGAUGAUCAAGGAGAGGUUCCCCAUUGAUUCGAGUUGGCCCGAGGUCGUGCGUGCGCUGUGCCACCGGACCCCGACUGAGACGUUGACUCUCUGGCCCUUCUACUUGCUCUCUGCUAAGGAAUCGUGGUCUUCUCCGAGCCGCCGCGUGCUCCUCAUUGGAGAUGCAACUCAUGGCAUGCCUCCAACUGGCGGACAAGGCGGCGCGACUUCCUUCGAGGACGCGGAAACCCUCGCUUACACGCUCGCCCACAUCAAGGCACCACUCUUCAAUGACAACGCCCGCCCUCAGGUUAUUCAGGCGUGGGAGGACCACCGCAAGGACCGUGUGUCCAAGAUUGUGGACUUCACCACCCAGAAUGGCGACCUGCGCAAGACGUCAACGUCCUUCAUCCACCAGUGGAUCAAGGAAAUGACCAUCUGGGCUUACAUCAAGAUGGUCGGUCCCCACAUGGGCUGCAAGUGGAUGUACUCGUACCACGGGGAGAGCGUUCGCGCUGUUCUCGGACGGCUCGGCAUUGACGAGUCAAAGGCAAAGUCUCAGUAG
Molecule: messenger RNA, 1293 nt
Organism: Colletotrichum godetiae
Lineage: Eukaryota; Fungi; Ascomycota; Sordariomycetes; Glomerellales; Glomerellaceae
Product: salicylate hydroxylase
Exons: 4
Coding region: 1-1293 (430 amino acids)
Molecular function (GO): monooxygenase activity; FAD binding
Source: RefSeq, a predicted model, not a curated record